This is a messenger RNA of Fundulus heteroclitus (mummichog), 2157 nucleotides long. It is a transcript of the gene map3k22, whose product is annotated as mitogen-activated protein kinase kinase kinase 22. NCBI's taxonomy places the organism in Eukaryota, Metazoa, Chordata, Actinopteri, Cyprinodontiformes, Fundulidae. The record is from RefSeq and is a predicted model, not a curated record. Gene Ontology annotation, biological process: protein phosphorylation. Gene Ontology annotation, molecular function: ATP binding; protein kinase activity; protein binding.
UGCUGACAUCAGAGAGAGAGAGAGUCGCAGGCAGCUCCGAGCAGAAACUCGCUGCUUGUGGACUGGAGAGCGUGUUGAGACAAGCCGAGCGCGGGCUUGGGGAAACUUUACCCCGCAUCCCUUUCGGGUUUCCCGGUGCAGUCGCCCCCCCCCCCCUCUCUCUCCCCUCUGAACGCGGCGACCGACUCGGGAUUAUGCAUCGCUGAGAGGAAGGGGAGCCGCUUUCAGCCAAAGCGCGGCUGGCUCUGUUAUUUCUGCGUGCCGCUGCUGAGCGCUCAGCGCAGUUUCCGGAUUUUGUGCUCACUGUUUUUUUGUUUUUUUAUUUUUUUGGGGGGACGAUUUGCUCUGAAACUGUUGGAAUUCCUUUCCCCCCGGCGUUUAUUUGCUCUAAAUUAUAGCUCAUCAAAGAAAGUGACCUUUUACAAAACCCUGCAGCCACAACAUGGACACACUUCGGCGACAAGGGUGAAGUCUUCGUUUUCAGAGAGAAGUUGAGCUCUGCGCUCGAGUUCACCAGGGCCACUUCCUGAUGAUGACAGUAAACAUGGAUGAUGGUCUCCCGAAUGGACCCGGACAGCUCAGAAACAUACAAGACGACGAGGAGGCGCUCAACUCCAUCAUGAAGGACCUGGCCGCUUUGGGCCGCUUCUCCAGCCACAAGCUCAAGAACAGAACCUUACUCUACAAGCAGGAUUUAAGAGUCAAGCUGGAGCAUGAGAGAGAAAAACGGAUCAUACCGUUUCAGAGGCCGCUGAAGAUCAAGGAGCUUCUGCAGAAAGUCACAGAGGCCUUUGGUCAGCAGAUGGACCUCUUCUUUAUGGAAAAAGAGCUGCUGCUGCCCCUGAAGACCCAGGAGGACCUGGACCAGGCGGUGCUGUCUCUGAGCAGCACCUCUGGAACCAACGGGCUGCUCAGGAUACUGCUGAAGACCCCUAAAAACAACCAUUAUCUGCAGGUGAACAGCCGGGACAAACAGAGCGAGAUGAAGUCAUCGCGGUCAUUAGGGGACCUGAAGGGCUCUCUGCUCAAAGGCUCGGAGAGGGUGCGCAAACACUCCACAGGUUCCCUCCACACCGGUCGCACGUCGCCUCCUCCGGGCAGCGUCCCCGAGGAGCAGCAGCAGAUCGCUCGUCAGGGCUCUUACACCAGCAUCCACAGCGAGGGGGAGUUCAUCCCAGAGACCUCAGACCAGAACAUGCUGGAUCCCUUCGGCAGUGCAGGCAACUCGCUGUCGAGCAGCUGUCAGUCAAUAGACCAAGCUCUGGACAGCCCUCCUUUCUCGCAUAACAACCGGGACAAUAAUUACCAGAACCUGAACUAUGAAUAUAAAGGUCGACACGGGAAAGGAGGAACUUUCCCACGCCAGUUCCAGUUGCCCAACCGCAGCAAGGAUUACGGAGAUCGUCGCAGGACACUCCCGCGCAGCUUCAUGCCCCAGGAGAACCUUUUCCAGCUGGUUCCCUCCAGCCGCACUCGCAGUUACAACGGCGACAGCUCGCUGACGUUCAGCGACCUGCGCUCGCUGGGCCGCACCGCAGAGAAAAGCUGCCAGCGGGGCACGGCCAAAUCACCGCGGGCGCCAGUCAACUGGCGGCAGGGAAAGCUGCUGGGGCGAGGGGCGUUCGGGGAGGUCUACCUCUGCUACGACGCGGACACGGGCCGCGAGCUGGCCGCCAAGCAGGUGCCCUUUGACCCCGACUGUCAGGAAACAAGCAAGGAAGUGAACGCUCUGGAGUGCGAGAUUCAGCUGCUUAAAAACCUGCGACAUGAUAGGAUUGUUCAGUAUUACGGCUGUCUGCGGGACCUGGAGCAGAGAAAGCUCACCAUUUUUGUUGAGUUUAUGCCCGGGGGCUCAAUAAAAGACCAGCUGAAGGCCUACGGGGCUCUGACGGAGAAGGUGACGAGAAGAUACACCAGGCAGAUCCUUCAGGGAGUUUCCUACCUGCACAGCAACAUGAUUGUACACAGGGACAUCAAAGGUGCUAACAUCCUGAGAGACUCCUCGGGGAACGUCAAGCUCGGAGACUUCGGAGCCAGCAAACGGAUCCAGACCAUCUGCAUGUCUGGAACGGGGAUCAAGUCCGUCACUGGCACCCCCUACUGGAUGAGCCCCGAAGUCAUCAACGGGGAGGGCUACGGCCGCAAAGCCGACGUUUG